Molecule: messenger RNA, 1456 nt
Organism: Chara braunii
Lineage: Eukaryota; Viridiplantae; Streptophyta; Charophyceae; Charales; Characeae
Source: the annotation of a GenBank genome assembly
ACCAGGAGAGAGAGAGAGAGAGAGAGAGAGAGAGAGAGAGAGAGGAAAGCGAUGCUCGAGCAUGCUUUUCGUUUAGUGAAUGGACGCGAUUGUGAGCCACGUGUACCAUCUCAGAGGAAUCACGUCCGUCUUCGUGGGCAAAAAAUCGUCGAUGGCUGGAAAGAUAUCGUCGGAGAAUCAACACAGGACAAGACAAGAGGAGGAGGAGGAGGAGGAGGAGGAGAGAUGAAGAAGGCAAGAGGACGAGGAGGAGGAGAGAAGGAUGAGACAAAAGGAGGAGGAGGAGGAGCGAAGAAAAAAAGACGAGGAAAGAAGAAGAAGACGAGAGGAGUAGGAGAGAAGAAGACGAAAGGAGGAGGAGUAGGAGGAGGAGGAGGAGGAGAGAAGGAGACGAAAGGAGGAGGAGGAGGAGGAGGAGGAGGACAGGAAGACGAGAAGAGGAGGAGGAGGAGGAGGAGGACGAUGGAGGAGGAGGAGGAGGAGAGAAGGAGAACACGAAAGUGGAGGAGGAGAGAAGAAGAAGAAGACGAGAGGAGGAGGAGGAAGGAGGAGGAGAGAAGAAAAAGAAGACGAGGAGGAGGAGGAGGAGAGAAGAAAAAGAAGACGAGAAGAAGAGGAGGAGAGGAGGAGGAGGACGAGGAGGACAUGCCGAUUUUGUAUGGCGACGACGAAAAAGAACGAGGACGAGGAAGGAGGAGGAGAAAGGAGGAGAGGAGAAGAAAAAGAAGACGAGGAGGAGGAGGAGGAGGAGGAGGAGGAGGAUACAAGGAAAAGAAGACGAGAGGAGGAGGAGGAGAGAAGAAAAAGAAGACGAGAGGAGGAGGAGGAGGAGGAGGAGGAGAGAAAAAGAAGACGAGAGAGGAGGAGGAGGAGGAGGACCUGUUGGAGGAGGAGGAGGAGAGAAGAAGACGAAAGGAGGAGGAGGAGGAGGAGGAGGAGGAGGAGGAGAGAAGAAGACAAAAGGAGGAGGAGGACGAGGAGGACAAGGAGGAGAGAAGAAGACGAAAGGAGGAGGAGGAGAAGAAGAAAAGGAGGAAAGGAGGAGGAGGAGGAGGGGAGGAAGAAGAAGAAGAAGAGGAAGGAAGGAGGUGGACACCAAUUCACCACGAUGGCGAUAGCAGCUUGACGGGCGGCGAAGACGGGAGGGCAGCUCGACGGGGCAGCUCGACGGGGAGCGACGACGGCAGCUCGACGAAGAUGGGCGGGCUUCGAGACGGCGAGCAGCGACUAUGGCGGGUGGGCUUCGAGACGACAGCAACAGCGGGCGGGCUUCGUGACGGCAGAGAAGCGGAGAAUACCGCGUUCAAAUUCGAACGAGGCGUCGUAGGCGACCAGGGGGGGGAAACGAGGCCGUUUGUUGGCGGCUGAUCGCAACGUAGUCCGAAAACAAGAAGAACUUCGAAGAAGGCCUUCCCCCCGCCUUACCGUCCUACGAAAAUCAAAACGUAAAGUUUCG